AUGGCCCCGUUUACCGUGACGACGUUCUUACGUGAACAGUGGACCAAGCUCCCCCUCGCUACUGCAGACCUCUCUAACAAGACCGUUAUCCUCACCGGAUCCAAUGUGGGCCUGGGCUUCGAGGCUGCUGUGCACCUAGCCAACAUGAAACCCGGAAGGUUUAUCAUCACCGCUCGGGAUCAGGCCAAGUGUGACAAGGCCAAGAAGGAAAUCGAAGCUCGGGCACAGGAGGGCAUUGGAGCGAUCGUCGCUUCUCCUUUAGAGCUCACGUCCUUUGAGUCCGUGCGGGCUUUUGUAGAUGAAUUUGCGGCGGGAAGCAGCAAGCUGGACGUCCUGAUUGCCAACGCUGCUGUGUCUUUGCAAGAAUACACUCAGACAGGGAAUGGAUGGGAAACGACCGUUCAAGUCAACCACUUGUCGGCAGCUUUGCUGAGUAUUUCGAUGCUCCCUCACCUUGCCAAGGCUGGGACGGAAGAGAACCCAGCUCGGUUGGUCAUAGUGUCCAGCGAAGCGCAUUACAUGGAGAGUCUGAAGGGCGCGUCCAAAUGGCCAAAUAUCCUCGAGAGGCUCAGCGAUAAAUCUUACUGCACUCCCGCUGUAAUGCGAGCACGGUAUCCUAUUUCCAAGCUCCUCGAAGUAGAAUUUGCGGCCCGCCUGUCAAAGUCUACUCCCGUCGUCAUUGACGCGGUCAACCCCGGGUUCUGCAAGUCACAGCUCACACGCAACGUCGCGUUCUACCUCCAGGUUGUCGCCAAGGUCGGUAAAGCGCUCCUCGCGAGAAGCACCGAGAUGGGCAGCAGGACCCUCGUUCACGCCGCCGUCGCGCCGGGCGAAAAGGAGAGGCAUGGGCAUUACGUCUCGGCGUGCAAUGUCGCCGAGGAGAGCGACUUUGUGCUGAGCGAGGAAGGGCAGGAGGUGCAGCGUCGAUUAUGGGAUGAAACUAUUGAAGUUUUGAGCAAGGUGGACCCGAGAGUGAAUGGCAUUGUCACCGAAUAUCUGUCUACUUGA
This is a messenger RNA of Coniophora puteana RWD-64-598 SS2, 1008 nucleotides long. RefSeq names its product short-chain dehydrogenase. Bases 1 to 1008 code for a protein of 335 amino acids. The transcript is spliced from 6 exons. Lineage: Eukaryota; Fungi; Basidiomycota; Agaricomycetes; Boletales; Coniophoraceae. The record is from RefSeq and is a predicted model, not a curated record.